AUGGCACCUCGUAGAAAGAAACAGCGUCUCUCUGAGGGAGGCGCCGAUGCCGUUCCUACCGCCAUCGACGCCGAGCAAGCCGCCAGUGCGCCAACAAACGAUCGCAAAUCAAACGCUCGCAGACAACUCUUCGUUCGUGGUCUGGCCAAGGACGUCACGACUGAGGCACUUACUGAAUUCUUCUCUGACUCGUACCCAAUCAAGAACGCGCUCGUUGUUCUCGACAAAGACACCAAGGAAUCGAAGGGUUACGGUUUCGUCACAUUUGCGGAUGUUGAAGACGCACAGCGCGCGCAAGAAGAGCUCGACGGCGCAAAGUUGCAGGGCAAGAAGAUUCGCAUCGAGAGCGCCGAGGCCAGGCAGCGUGAGGGAGAAGGCGAGAGCAAGGGUCAAAGAAUAAAAGCAGAGCGUGAGGCACAGAAGAAGGAGAACCAGACGCCCAAGCUGAUUGUGCGCAACUUGCCGUGGAGCAUCAAGAACCCCGCAGACCUCGAAAAGCAUUUCCGCAGCUUUGGCAAAACCCACUUCAUCAACCUGCCCAAGAAGCCUAAUGGAGAGUUGCGAGGUUUUGCCUUUGUUGCUAUGCGAGGCAAGAAGAACGCAGAGAAGACAUUGGCGGAGCUGAACGGCAGGGAGAUUGACGGAAGGCCUAUUGCAGUGGAUUGGGCCGUAGACAAGGAUGCAUGGCAGACGCUGCAGAAGACCGAGCAGGAGGGCGACGAGGCUGAGGAGAAGGCAGACGUAGACAUGGACGAUGCUUCAGACGCCAGGUCGACCGACGGACCUUCCGAGAACGGUUCUGAGGAAGACGACAGCGAAGACGACGAAGACGACAGCAACACCGACUACGAUGACGAAGACAUUUCAGAUGACGAAGACGGUGGGGCUGAGCUCGAGGAGCCGAAGCCCCAGCGACCGAAUCACGUUAUAUUCAUCCGCAACCUUCCCUUCACCGUCGAUGACGAUAGUCUCAAGGAGCACUUCCAACGGUUCGGCGCCAUUCGCUACGCACGCGUUGUGAUUGACCGCGAUACAGAACGACCCAAGGGCACAGGUUUCGUAGCCUUCUUCAACGAGGAGGAGAUGAUCGAAUGCCUCAAGGGCGUACCAAAGGUCACUUUGCACACCAAGAACGUCGAACGCAAAGACGGCGCAACAAUCACAACUACGCACUCCGUCCUCGAAGACGCCGAUGCCGAUCCGACAGGCAAAUACACCAUGGAUGGACGCAUUCUCUCCCUCAGCCGCGCUGUCGACAAGAAUGAAGCAACUCGUCUGACCGCUGAAGGUGCUGCCAACCGAUUCAGCCGCGACAAGGACAAGCGCCGUCUGUAUCUGCUCAACGAAGGCACCAUUGCCUCAAACUCGCCGCUCUACUCGCAGCUCUCGCCUUCCGAAGUCAAAAUGCGUGAAGACAGCGCAACGCUCCGCCGCAAGCAGAUUCAAGAAAACCCCUCCCUCCACCUUUCACUCACCCGUCUCUCCGUCCGCAACAUUCCGCGUAGCAUAACCUCUAAAGACCUCAAGCAACUCGCCCGAAAAGCCGUCGUUGGUUUCGCCGAAGAUACCAAAACUGGCAAGCGCCAAAAGCUCUCCAAAGCAGAAAUCGCGCGCGGUGGCGAGGAAAUGGUUAUCGCUGAGAAGAUCCGCAAGAAGCGCGGAAAGGGUAUCGUUCGACAAGCCAAGGUUGUCUUCGAGACCGAAAAGGGUAGCAAAGUAGGGGAAGACACGGGUGCAGGAAGGAGUAGGGGUUACGGAUUCAUCGAAUACUACACGCACCGCAAUGCGCUCAUGGGACUGAGAUGGCUGAACGGACACGCCGUGGAUUACAAAGUCAAGGGCGAGAUGCCGAAGAGUAAGAAGGCACAAAAAGAGGCACUGGAAGACAAGCGGAAACGACUUAUCGUCGAAUUUGCUAUCGAGAACGCAAAUGUGGUCUCGCGUCGCUCGGCUGCAGAGGAAAAGUCUCGUGAGCCAAAACCGGCGAAGGGCGAGGCUGAUUCCGAGGAGGAGGAUGUGGACAGCGCCAAGGGUAGUGGCGGGAAGGGACAGAAGCGGAAGCGCGACUCGAGCUCGGGUGGAGGUCGGGACGCGAAGAAGGCCAAGGGCAGGGAUAGCGGCAAGAAGGCACCAGGGUCAGGUGCGGAAGGGAGCAAGCGGCCUGCUGCAGCAGAGGAGGGCAUGGAUAAGGAGAAGUUGGCGCAGCGGACGCGCAUCAUUGCCCAGAAGAGGCAGAAGAGGAAGGCGAAUCGGGCGGGCAAGUAG
This is a messenger RNA of Ascochyta rabiei, 2265 nucleotides long. RefSeq names its product RNA recognition motif-containing protein. Gene Ontology annotation, molecular function: RNA binding. The transcript has a single exon. NCBI's taxonomy places the organism in Eukaryota, Fungi, Ascomycota, Dothideomycetes, Pleosporales, Didymellaceae. The record is from RefSeq and is a predicted model, not a curated record. The coding region runs from base 1 to 2265 and encodes 754 amino acids.